Rhizophagus irregularis DAOM 181602=DAOM 197198 is the source of this 2755-nucleotide messenger RNA. The record is from RefSeq and is a predicted model, not a curated record. NCBI's taxonomy places the organism in Eukaryota, Fungi, Glomeromycota, Glomeromycetes, Glomerales, Glomeraceae.
AAAAAAAAAAAAAACGGCUAAUCCUAAUUCAUGUUUGUCAAACUUUGCAGCACGUGACAAUUUUAGAUUAUUUAGAUUUUGCCAUUUUUUUUUUUUGAAAAGCAUAAAAAUGUCAAUUCAACGUCGUAAGAAACAUAAUAGAUCUAAUGAACGUCGUAAGCUUAAACGCGAAGAAGCAUUAAAAGAGUUGGAGGUUUUGGAAAAGAAUUGCCAAAAUCUGCCAUUAAAUUUAGAAUAUGAAAGUUUUAAGGAAUUGCCUUUAUCACUUUUGACCCAACAGGGUCUACAGCAAUCCAAUUACAUUGAAAUGACGAAAAUUCAACGUAAAGCUAUACCUCUUGCUUUACGUGGUCGUGAUGUUUUGGGUGCCGCUAAAACUGGAAGUGGCAAGACGUUAGCUUUUCUUAUUCCAGUAAUUGAAUCAUUAUACAGGAAAAGUUGGACACAGUUGGAUGGAUUAGGUGCUUUAGUUAUAGCACCAACGAGAGAAUUGGCUAUUCAAAUUUUCGAGGUUCUCCGUAAAAUAGGAAGAAAGCAUUCUUUGUCAGCUGGUCUUGUGAUAGGUGGUAAAAACGUAGACGUAGAACAGGAACGUAUAAAUAGAAUGAACAUUCUUAUUUGUACUCCUGGACGUUUGUUACAACAUAUGGACCAAACUGCAAACUUUAAAUGUGAUAACAUUCAAGUAUUAGUUCUUGAUGAGGCGGAUCGUAUACUUGAUUUGGGGUUUGAAAAGACUAUAAAUGCCAUAAUUGAAAAUUUGCCAAAAGAACGUCAGACUUUGAUGUUUUCUGCUACUCAAACAAAGUCUGUUAAAGAUUUGGCACGAUUAAGUCUUGAGGAUCCCGAGUAUGUUUCUAUAAUUGAAGAUUCGGAACAUAGCACACCGAUUAGUUUAUCACAGCAUUAUUUAGUUUGCGAGUUACCGCAGAAACUGGAUAUUUUAUUUUCAUUUAUUAAGUCGCAUUUACAAGCGAAGGUUCUUGUAUUCUUAUCCAGCUGCAAACAGGUUCGAUUUGUAUUUGAAACUUUCUGUAAAUUACAUCCAGGAGCUCCGUUACUUCACUUGCAUGGCAAGCAAAAGCAAACCAAACGAUUAGAAAUUUUUAAUAAAUUUUCUUCUAUGAAACAUGCUUAUCUGUUUGCUACUGAUAUUGCAGCGAGAGGUUUAGAUUUUCCUGCUGUUGAUUGGGUAGUGCAGGUAGAUGCUCCAGAAAAUGCAGAGACAUAUAUUCAUAGAGUUGGACGAACGGCAAGAUAUGAUGCUUCAGGUCAUGCUCUAUUAUUUUUAUUAACAAGCGAAGAACAAGGGAUGAAAGCAGCUUUGGAUAAAAAAAAAGUGCCAAUUGAUAAAAUUAAAGUAAAAUCCAGUAAGACAAUCAGCAUCCAAAAACAAUUGCAAUCAUUAUGUUUUAAGGAUCCUGAAAUUAAAUAUCUCGGACAAAAAGCAUUUGUAUCAUAUAUACGAUCGAUAUAUCUUCAAAGUGAUAAAUCUAUAUUUAAAGUAGAUGAAUUACCUAUAGAGGAAUUCGCUGCUACUCUUGGAUUACCUGGUACUCCUAAAAUUAAAUUCGUUAAGAAGGCACAAUCUAAAAAUGCCACUCGUCAGAAACCAAAAAAAGUUCCUGGAUACUCAUCAUCUGAUGAAGAUGAAGGGAAUUCUGUUAAGAUUCUUGAAAUGAAUAGUAACACUUUACCUAAUUUAGAUGUACAAGAAAAAAAGAGAAAGGAAGCUAACCCGAAAUCUAAGCUGGAUAAAAUGUUCAAUCGUAAAAAUAUGUCUGUCCUUACAGAUCAUUAUAAAAAAUUGGUCGAUCAAGAAGCAGACAAUAUUACGAGCGAAGAAGAGUUGAUUACCCUUAAACGUGCUAACCACGAAUUAUCAGAUGAACUUAAACAACCGGGCCGUGAUCCGUUAUCAAAACGUAAGCUCAUGAAAGCUACGUCAAAAAAAUUUAUUAUUAAGAAUGCGCCUAGAGGAAAAAGAUUAAUAUUCGACGAUGAUGGAAAUCCUCACCAAGUAUAUGAAUUUCAAGAUGAAAAAGCUUUUCGUUCUGCAGGAGAUAUAGCGUCUCAAAAGAAAGAAUUUAUAGAGAAAGAAUUUGAAGUCAUGAAGAAAGAAGAUAUUACAGAUAAAAUUAUUGCAAGAGAUAAGAGGCAAGAGAAAAAAAUUAAGAAGAAGGUUAAAUUAAAAGAAGAAUUGGAGGAAAAUAUGAAAUCUGUAGUUACCUUAUCAACAACUUUACCUAUGUAUAAAGAAUUUCAUGAAGAUGAACUAAAUAAAAAUGCUGAAAGAGACUUUGAGGAAUCAUCAGAUGAAGAGUACGAGAGAUUAAGUAAUAAGAGACAGGCUGCUUCUCUGCCAGAUCACACUGAUUUAAAUGGUGGCGAGGCUCUAAUUAAUAAGAAACGAAAACUACUGGAAAUUGAAGAACCAAAAACUUUAGAGGAUCAAGAAGCAUUAGCAUUAAAAUUAUUGAAUCGUUUAUAAUACAUUAAAAUAUAAAUUUUGCUUUUUUAUUUAAAUAAUAUUCAUCAAUCGACCAGCAACUUUUCUACAAUAUUACAAUAUUUCAAUAUACAUUUCAAUUAAAAAUUGUCGGAAUUAUCUAGGUAUCUCUUGGAUGGUUUUACCACCACCAUAAAAAUUUAAGAUCUUUGCUUAAUAGUGUAUUAUGUACUAACUAAUUACCUAAUAUUAUUCAUAAACAUUCACUCGAGCAAUAAAUAAGUAAAUGAAUUUAGACCCUUAUUU